AAUUCUUUCUACUCGUCUUCUUUUUCUCAGACCAUCGCCGGCAGCAGCAAAAAAAUUCUCCGGCUUCCGGUCGUCACCGUCAACAUGCAGAGGUUUGUAACAGCAAGGGCAAAAUGGGUAGGAGAGUUGCGAGGUUUAUCGCAGCGUUGUUAUUCUCAAUUUGGCUUAGCAUCCCAAAAGGACGAUGAUAUGAUCAUCAAUCCUCAGAUGCCUCACUUCGACUACUCUCCGCCGCCGUACAAUGGACCCUCCGCCGAUGAAAUUUUGAGCAAACGGAAGGAGUUUCUUAGCCCUUCUAUGUUUUACUUCUAUGAAAAAAAUCCGCUGCAUUUGGUACAUGGAAAGAUGCAAUACUUAUUUGACAGCAAUGGACGUCGAUAUCUUGAUGCAUUUGGAGGAAUUGCAACUGUAUCUUGUGGACACUGCCACCCUGAUGUGGUAGAGGCCAUCGUAAAUCAAACCAAACGCUUACAGCACUCGACUAUCUUAUACCUCAAUAACGCAAUUACUGAUUUUGCUGAGGCACUUGCUUCUAAGUUACCUGGUGAUCUCAAGGUUGUGUUCUUCACCAAUUCCGGGACUGAGGCAAAUGAGUUAGCAAUUAUGAUGGCAAGAUUAUACACCGGUUGUCAUGAUAUCAUUUCUCUAAGGAAUGCUUACCAUGGAAACGCAGCUGCCACUAUGAGCACCACUGGGCAAAGCGUAUGGAAAUUCAAUGUAGUACAGAGUGGAGUGCAUCAUGCCAUAAACCCUGAUCCAUACAGAGGUGUUUUCGGUUCUGAUGGUGAGAAGUAUGCGAAGGAUGUUGAAGAUCUUAUUCAAUUUGGAACAUCUGGAAGGGUUGCUGCUUUUAUGUCUGAAGCUAUACAGGGUGUUGGUGGGAUAGUUGAAUUGGCUCCAGGUUACUUGCCUGCUGCAUACAGUGCUGUACGAAAAGCUGGAGGCCUUUGUAUUGCAGAUGAGGUUCAAUCUGGAUUUGCUCGCACUGGAAGCCACUUCUGGGGAUUUGAGAACCAAGGAGUGGUUCCCGACAUAGUGACAAUGGCAAAAGGCAUUGGAAAUGGAAUACCCCUUGGAGCUGUGGUAACGACUCCUGAGAUUGCAGAGGUCUUGUGCCAUAGUAAUUAUUUCAACACAUUUGGUGGAAAUCCUGUUUGUACUUCUGCAGGACUUGCUGUCCUUAGAGUGAUUGAAAAAGAAAACCUUCAAGAAAAUGCUCAUGUUGUUGGUUCCUACUUGAAAGAGCGCCUUAUGGCUAUCAAAAAUAAGCAUGAAAUUGUUGGUGAUGUGAGGGGAAGAGGACUGCUUCUAGGUGUUGAACUAGUGACUGACCGCAAACUGAAAACUCCUGCUAAAGCUGAAACUCUUCAUAUCAUGGACAAGAUGAAAGAUAUGGGAGUACUGGUUGGCAAGGGUGGAUUCCGUGGAAAUGUCUUCAGAAUUACUCCUCCACUUUGUUUCACUAAAGAAGAUGCAGAUUUCGUGGCGGAUGUGAUGGAUUGUGCAAUGUCAAAGAUAUAACGACUCCUCUUCACUACACGCCUCGUACGUGUGUCUAAGAUGCUACAGUUCAACAGCUUGGUAAUUAUCCUAUAGCCAUAUGAUAAUGGCAUAGUUAAUGGAACUCUUUUAUAUAGCUUUUAAUCUUCAUGUAUGUCAGUUGAAAAUCAGCAGCUACUUCAGUACGUACAGUAUCUAACUAUCAUCAUAUAAUAUGAGUCAACAACUCGUUGUCUCUGGA
Solanum verrucosum is the source of this 1741-nucleotide messenger RNA. RefSeq names its product alanine--glyoxylate aminotransferase 2 homolog 2, mitochondrial-like. Gene Ontology annotation, molecular function: transaminase activity; pyridoxal phosphate binding. The transcript has 9 exons. The record is from RefSeq and is a predicted model, not a curated record. NCBI's taxonomy places the organism in Eukaryota, Viridiplantae, Streptophyta, Magnoliopsida, Solanales, Solanaceae. Bases 85 to 1521 code for a protein of 478 amino acids. Gene Ontology annotation, cellular component: mitochondrion.